UUUGCCUCGCCACGCUAAACGCCUACUAAACGCCAUGUCUCGACAGACAAUUCAAACUGAACGGCUUCUUUUCCUGGUGGGUGCAUUGAUUUUGGGACUCUGCGGAGAGAGUCCUUGGUCAAGUUGGUGCUUCUCGCCUGCAGCCUAUUUGACAAGCUGGGAGGCUUCAGAACGGGCCCGCUGCAAGGCUGGUGGAACACCAAUUGGACUUGCACCUGUCGGAGAGAUUGACAAUCGGCAAGACUUGAAAGAUGCAAUUCUUGGCUUGAGAAAGGAAAUGACAGGCUUAAGGCUGGGCAUCAUGGCACCCAAUGCAGAGGCAGCAUCUGAAUCCUUGAAAAGAUGGUUACUUGCUCUUGGUUUGCCAGCUACUGAAGUUCGGCUUGUUGACGAGCAGAAUCAGCCAGCAGACUCUAGCAUAUCUGGAGCAGUAUAUUUGAAGUACAGCUAUGCCAUGUCCGACAACUCUGGAGAUUCCAAGGUCGGUGCCUACAUGAAGCCCUACCCAUUUGCCGGCCGAGGGGUCCUUUUCAAUCCAGACCUGCCAGACGGAGAGAUGCACAUGUAUGAAGAUUUCCCACUGGCACUCUUCGAGGAAUGAUGGUGGAUGAAGUGAACUUUCCUCAGGGGUCAUAGUGAGCCAAAGAUGUAGCUUAUUGAUGCUUGUGGGUGGUAGCUCAGCAUCGCCAUCAAAAAUAAUAAAGACUGCUUUUCCAAAAC
Messenger RNA from Durusdinium trenchii, 720 nucleotides. The record is from the annotation of a GenBank genome assembly. NCBI's taxonomy places the organism in Eukaryota, Dinophyceae, Suessiales, Symbiodiniaceae.